UUAGAUGUGCAGCUACAGGCGGACACACCGUCAUAAUCAAACUGUUUCAAAGAGCUGUUUCAUUUAGCUUUGCUCUCUGAUCCGCUAUGAAGCUCUAUGUGAUCGUCCCCCUGUGGGCCCUGCUCGCCCUCACCCAACAGGCACCUUCAGAUGAUAAGUGUGCGUGUGAGUUGAAAAACUCAGAGAAGGCCUUUCCCCAUGACAAACUCAGUGGAGUGAAGGAAAAUGUAUCAAAAUGCAACAGCAACGUCACCCCCCAGAAGACCAUGGAGCUGGAGAGUCUGCUGCUGGGUCUGGAUCGCCGUCUGCCCCAGCUGCUGGAGGAUGUGUCCCUGCUGGAGAGCGAGGAUGAUGGAGAGCUGUACGGAGUGAUCAGCCUGCAGGUGAUAGAGAACGAGAUGAGGGAGAUCCAACAGAUGAUGGAGCGGCUCAACAGCACCACCCUGCAACACCAGCGCCUCACUGCUGCUACUGCUGAACAGCUGGAGGACCUGAGUGCAGAGAUGCAGGAUCUGGAGACGUACGACACCUCGCAAGUGAUGAAGACACAACAAGCCAACCAGCGUCUGAAGAGAGACCUGGACCAGUGCCAGAACGGACAGCCCGCCCCCCCUCCCACUCACCCACCCGGUAACUGCCCCCACGGUCAGUUUGUGAACAUCACGGGGCCCAGAGUGCACACAGCGGGAGAGUUCCCAGGCGCCUACAAGUACGGAGCCUGGGGGCGGGACCCCAAACCAGAGGCGGGGAAGGAGAGCUGGCAUUGGCUGGUGAUGUUGACUGUCGGCAACAAAUUCUCCAACUACGUGCGUCUCUACUCCAGCCUGAGUUCUCUCAUUGUUGGGGUUAGCAUACCAGGUAAUGUCCAGAUCAGCCCCUCUAACCCGACCACCAACACUAUCCAGGGUCCAAAUGUUGUGAUAUAUGGAGAGGCCUUGUACUACAACUGUUACAACCAAGAUGCUGUUUGUCGAUUCAACCUCACCAGCAAAACUGUCACCACCGUGCAACUACCCAAAGGCACCAGGUUUAACUCAAAGGGUAACUUCUGCCACCUCGAUGAAUGCUACCUUUUCACGGACCUGGACCUGGCGACGGAUGAGUCAGGCGUUUGGGUGAUCUACACCACCAACCAGGACUUUGGAAACCUGGUGCUGUCAAAGGUGGAGGAGGGUGAGCCGCUGAGGCUCGGCCAGACCUGGCACACUUCGGUCUACAAGCAGGGGGUGACCAACACCUUCAUGGCCUGUGGCGUGCUGUAUGCCACGCGGUACGUUGACAAACUCACCGAGGAGAUCUUCUUUUCGUUUGACACGACCACAGGCGAGCAGAAGUUUAACCUCGGUAUCUUCAUCAAAAAGAUGUCUCCCAACAUCCAGGCCCUGAACUACAGCCCUGUGGAUCAGAUGCUACAUGCCUACUGCGACGCCUUCAUGGUCUCCUAUAAGGUUUUGUUUGAAGAAAUGUACUGAACAUUUCAAUGAAAGCCUAUUUAUGAACAAUGGCUGCCAUGCUAGUUACCAGCAAGUACAAUUAAGGAUAAUUCCUUGAAAAAGGUCAGCAAAAACCAUUGAGCAAUUGGGAAAUGACCUGUACUAUACAUGGUAAAUAUACAUGGUUAAUUCCGCAUUAUGUAUAUUUGAAUUGCCAAACUUCAAAGCUGAUUUUUGAGAGAGUUUGGAAACAUAACAUUAGGAUUCUCCGUAAUCAAUCUAUCUACAUUAGGUGAGGAAGAAAUGUUAAAAAUAUGAUGUGAAAAUAUAAUAAAAAUGAUUUUAAAACGUUUGAGGUUCA
Trematomus bernacchii (emerald rockcod) is the source of this 1794-nucleotide messenger RNA. RefSeq names its product olfactomedin-4-like. The transcript has 7 exons. The coding region runs from base 87 to 1472 and encodes 461 amino acids. The record is from RefSeq and is a predicted model, not a curated record. NCBI's taxonomy places the organism in Eukaryota, Metazoa, Chordata, Actinopteri, Perciformes, Nototheniidae. Gene Ontology annotation, biological process: signal transduction.